Symbiodinium sp. CCMP2456 is the source of this 378-nucleotide messenger RNA. The record is from the annotation of a GenBank genome assembly. NCBI's taxonomy places the organism in Eukaryota, Dinophyceae, Suessiales, Symbiodiniaceae.
AUGUCGCAGCGCACAUCGGCAGCCGUCGCCUUGGGUGGCAUGGCCGGGUUGGCGUACAUGAGCUCGGGCAGCCAGACAUUCGCAGCCGCGCCGGCAACCGCGAACCAUCGCCAGCAGCACGCUGCCCAGACCGCUCAGGCGCCGCCUUCCUCGGCCUCGGCCACAUCUCUGCCGGCAAUGAUGGCUGGCGGUGCGGUCCUCGCUGCUGCGGCUGCUUCUGGACGUGCUACCCGCUCGCAUGGCAGUGCACCCCUCCCCACCAGCGUGAUGCCAGUGAGGACAACGGUCACAGCUCGCCGGGCUCUGGACCAGUCCAGCCGCUAUGCGGACUUGUCCUUGGAUGAGGCGACGCUCAUCAAGAACGGCAAGCACGUGCUC